CAUGAGCGGAAGAAGAUUUGACUUAUUUGGAGCACCACAGGAAGAGAGGGCAAAAGGGUGAAAAAAGGAGAGAAGAGAAUGAUAGAAAGAAUUCAAUCCGAUCUAAUGGAAUUUUGACGUCCGCAAGGACAGCAACACAGCAGAAAGGAAGAAAUAAAGAAAAUUCAGAAGAAAAUAAAAAAAUCCACAAGCGGAAGUAAGAAGAAGAAUAGACUCCAAAGAGAAAAGAAGAGAAGAAAACCCUGUUUGUAUAUAUAUAAAAAAUCACAUCUGAAUCAUCAGCAUCAGCUGAGAAAACGAAGAUAGAAAGAAAGGAGACGUGAUUUCUAGGGUUUUCGUUUCUACCCUUCUUCGGUUCCUGGGCUCAAUCAAGGGCUUGAGACUGGAUUUGGUUAAAGAUUGCAUUCUUUUAGCUCGAUUCGUCUUUUCUGUUUUUGCAUUUGAGCUGAGUUUGAAAGAGGACCGAAUUCAAAGAUCGACUUUGGUAUUCUUUUCGCGUUUAUUUUUUUUUCGGUAAUUUGCUAUGGCCCGGUUCUUGAAUGCUGUGUUCGGCAGUGGAGAAGAAGGUACUUGAUAUAUGGAAGGAUUCGUCCAACAUUGCCUGGUGUAGGUUCUGGAAAGUGUCUGUCGGAUCAUUCUUGUGAAGUAGUGGAAUUGUAGGAUGUUCCGGAUUAGUUAUUGUUGCUUGGUUUUAGCUUUCUUGAUUCUUGCUCCUGCGUUUGGGAUCAGAUGGAAGGCUUCUUCAAUCAAAUUGACACUGAAUGGCAGAUGCGAUUUUUUGGGCUUUGGAUAUGGUGCCAUCGGGUCCUCCGACGCCUGUUGGCAGCGCCCAGUCUGGUCCAUCUUCCCUUCUGCGUACGAACUCUGGCAUUUUGGGAGCUCAAGGUGGGUCUUCCAUCACAUCGCAGCCCACAUUUCCGUCGCUCCUCUCUCCACGCGGACAGUACAAUAACAUGAACUUGCUCAGUAACAUAUCCAAUGUUUCGUCCCUCCUCAACCAGUCAUUUGGGGGUGUUGGGUCGAAUUCUGGGCUUUCAGGCUCAGCGGGGAGCCUUCAACGUGGAGGCAUGGAUGUGGGCGGUGCCGAGUCUGAUCCACUUUUGGGUGUAGGCAAUGGUAUGGGUCUUACACCUUCAGCUGCAACAUUUGUGCCGUCAAACACGGGGAACCCAGGUUCAUCUGGUCAACCUCAAGGGCAGCAUUUUUCAAACGCUUCAAGCAAUCAGCUGACGCAGGAUCAGCAGCAGCCUCAGCAGCUUGAUGCGCAAAACUUCCAGCAUGGUCAGCAGUCACUGCAACAGUUUCCAGUUCCUCAUAAUCAGCCGCAGCAGCAACAACCUCAGCAACAGUAUCAAUCACUUCGAGGGGGGUUAAGCAAUUUGGCUACUGUUAAGAUGGAGCCGCAGAUGAGUAAUGAUCAAAAUGGCCCACAGCAGCAGCAACAGCAACAGAUGCAGUCGUCGCGGAAUAUGGGUCAUGUGAAAUUGGAGCCGCAACAACUCCCGUCUUUGAGAAACCUGAGCCAGGUUAAGAUGGAACCCCAACAUUCUGAGCAAUCCUUGUAUCUACAGCAACAACAGCAACAGCAACAGAUGCUGCAGAUGUCAAGGCAGACUUCUCCAGCUGCUGCUGCCCAGAUGACUCUUUUGCAACAACAACAGCGCUUCCUGCAGCUGCAGCAGCAACAUCAGCAACAACAACAAAUGCUGAAAGCUCUUCCUCCGCAACGUUCCCAGUUGCAGGACCUGAGGAUGCCAGUAAGAUCUGCUGUUAAACCAGCUGCUUAUGAACCUGGGACAUGCGCUCGGCGUUUAACAAACUACAUGUAUCACCAGCAGCACAGACCUACUGAUAACAACAUCGAAUUUUGGAGAAAGUUUGUUGCUGAGUAUUUUACACCCUAUGCAAAGAAGAGGUGGUGUGUUUCUCUAUACGGAAGUGGCCGGCAAACUACAGGCGUUUUUCCUCAGGAUGUGUGGCACUGUGAAAUAUGCAAUCGUAAGCCUGGCCGUGGUUUUGAAACAACUGCAGAGGUUUUACCAAGGUUAUGCAAAAUCAAAUAUGAUAGUGGUACGUUGGAAGAACUUCUUUAUGUCGAUAUGCCCCGCGAAUAUCAGAAUGCAUCAGGUCAAAUUGUCUUGGAUUAUGCAAAAGCUAUCCAGGAAAGUGUUUUCGAGCAACUACGUGUAGUACGUGAUGGUCAACUUCGGAUUGUUUUCACCCCCGAUCUAAAGAUUUGCUCUUGGGAGUUUUGUGCUAGGCGUCAUGAGGAGCUUAUCCCUCGAAGAUUGAUAAUACCUCAGGUUAGUCAGCUUGGGGCUGUGGCUCAAAAAUAUCAAGCUGCUACUCAAAAUGCAUCUUCCAACUUAUCAACUCAAGAAUUACAGAGUAAUUGUAAUAUGUUUGUUGCAUCUGCUCGUCAAUUAGCAAAAGCCUUGGAGGUGCCAUUGGUAAAUGAUUUGGGAUAUACGAAGAGAUAUGUCCGUUGCCUUCAGAUAUCGGAGGUGGUUAAUAGCAUGAAAGAUUUGAUUGAUUACAGCCGAGAAACAGGGACUGGACCUAUGGCAAGCCUGAUAAACUUCCCUCGAAGGACUGCUACUUCAUCAGGGCACCAUGGUCAAGGUCAACAACCUGAUGAACAACCUAUGGCACAGAACUCAAACAAUGAUCAGAACUCCGUCCAGGUUACCACUGCAACGCAGCUUGCUGCUAGCAAUAAUGGGGUUGUCAGUGUAAAUAACUCCCUCAAUGCUCCAUCUACCUCAACCUCAGCCAGCACCAUUGUUGGACUUCUCCAUCAAAAUUCAAUGAAUUCCCGGCAGGAAACUUCAAUGGGCAAUGCAAACAGUCUGUACGGCGGUGGGAACAAUGUCCAGAUACCGUCGGCUAGCUCAUCUAGUGCAUUACCACAGACACAAGCCAAUCCGUCUUCCCCAUUUCAAUCACCAACGGCAUCUACGUCGAAUAAUCCCCCACAGACUACUCAUAAUGCCUUACCGUCAGCCACAGCCACCCAGUUGAACUCUGCAAAUUCGCCCGCUAAUAUUCCCAUGCAACAGACGCCGCAGUCGAAUGAAAAUGACCCGAAUGAUUCCCAGAGCUCGGUCCAGCAAAUCAUACAAGAAAUGAUGAUGUCCUCCCAGCUAAACGGAGGGGGUAGCUUGGUCGGCGUCGGUUCUUUAGGGAAUGAGAUGAAAAACAUUAAUGGAUUGACACAGACGGGUAACACAGCUCUAAAUGGUGGUGGGGCCUGCCUAGUUGGCAAUGGGAUGGCCAGCAGUUCGGGGAUAAGUGGUGUAGGAUUCGGCAACAUGGGCGGAAUGGGUCCGUCUUCUACUGCCAGCGGAAUCAGAGGGGUGAUGGCCAACAACUCUGUGACCUUGAAUGGAAGAGUCAGCAUGCCUUCAAUUGCGCAGGACACAAAUAUGAACCCUCAGCAACAAGAUUUAGGGAACCGGCUGUUAAGCGGGCUUGGAACAGUGAACAGCUUCAAUAAUCUCCAGUUCGAUUGGAAGUCGUCUCCUUGAAGGGUUCUGUGGUUCUUCUAUUAACAUAUUUCCCUACACAUUGAGAGAUUGCCCAGGACAAAAUGGAAAAAGAGAGAAGAAACAGAAAACAUGUCGUCGGGCUUGGCAACCAUCCAUGCACUCCAAUUUCUCAGGGAUGUCUUUCCUUGUUCACCUCACUAAUUUUCUGAAAGGGAAGAAAUAGGUACUUCCUUCAGUGGGACUCCAUAUCCUCAUCGACAUCACCAUCUCCAUCCUCUUCAUCUGCCAUAACUAUAACCAACUGUUGUGUACCUGCUAGUUUUAAGGCUGGUUUUUUUUUUUUUUUUUUUUAGAGUCCCCCUUGUAUUAUGGUUUAUCGUAGCUUAUUGUACUAACACACCCUCAUGAAUGGGAAAAAACUGAGAGAGAGAGAGAGAGAGAGAGAGAGAGAGUCUGGUAGUGGGUUUGAUGGUUUCCACUGUAGGUAAAGAUGGGAGAUGAUAUAUAAUAUACAUACGAGCUCGAGGAGCUCUUUUGAAUGGAAUGUAUUUCGUUUUGUUUCUUCCCUUUCCA
Magnolia sinica is the source of this 4061-nucleotide messenger RNA. Its product is annotated as transcriptional corepressor SEUSS-like. Gene Ontology annotation, cellular component: transcription regulator complex; nucleus. Bases 762 to 3527 code for a protein of 921 amino acids. NCBI's taxonomy places the organism in Eukaryota, Viridiplantae, Streptophyta, Magnoliopsida, Magnoliales, Magnoliaceae. The record is from RefSeq and is a predicted model, not a curated record. The transcript has 11 exons. Gene Ontology annotation, biological process: negative regulation of transcription by RNA polymerase II; positive regulation of transcription by RNA polymerase II.